AUGCCUCAAUCUUCUAACAUUAAGGUUUUGAGAGAUGAAGGAGUGCCUCAGUCUUCUGUCUUUACCCUAUUAUCUAGAUAUGCAGAUGUGGCAUUUAUAAAUCAGUCAGUUUUUGCUGAAUAUAUCAAAUUUGUCAAGGAAAUAGGAAUCAAACCUUUCAAGCCUGCAUCUGUUGAAGCACUUGUUAUUGUAACAAAGUUGAGUAAAUCAACCUGGGAGUUGAAGCUGGAUAUCUUUGAGAGAUUCGGCUGGCCCAGGGAUGUCGCUCUCUUGGCAUUCAAUAAGGUUCCAAAUAUCAUGGCUUUGUCAGAGAAAAAAAUCACAAACUCAAUGAAAUUUUAUAUAGAGGAAGUGGGUUUGCAAUUGGAAGACAUAGUUGGGCGCCCGAAUAUUCUUAGAUAUAGCUUGAAGAAGAGGAUUGUUCCUAGAUGUUCAGUAGUAAAAAUUUUGAAGCUGAAGGGUUUCAUUAAGGAUGACGUGUCCAUUCCUCGUUUGAUUACCACCAGCGAGAAAAUUUUUAUGGAAAAUUAUGUGAUUAAAUUUCAGGAAAGUGUUCCUCAGCUACAGAAACUCUAUGUAGGUGAAUUGGGCCUUUACCUGAAGUUUUGGCGUAGGCAGUUUCCUGGAGCGUUAUGA
Molecule: messenger RNA, 636 nt
Organism: Neltuma alba
Lineage: Eukaryota; Viridiplantae; Streptophyta; Magnoliopsida; Fabales; Fabaceae
Exons: 2
Coding region: 1-636 (211 amino acids)
Biological process (GO): regulation of DNA-templated transcription
Molecular function (GO): double-stranded DNA binding
Source: RefSeq, a predicted model, not a curated record